Molecule: messenger RNA, 1158 nt
Organism: Miscanthus lutarioriparius
Lineage: Eukaryota; Viridiplantae; Streptophyta; Magnoliopsida; Poales; Poaceae
Source: the annotation of a GenBank genome assembly
AUGCUCCGCCUCCGAGGCCACCUCCUUUCCGCUGUCCGCGCCGCCUCGCCUCUCCCCGCCGCAUCCUUCUUCCCCCUCCACCGCCUCUUUCUCUACAGCACCACCAACACCACUCCCGCCUCUCAGUUCGUCGUGGAGGACUACCUCACCACCAGCUGCGGCCUGACGCCAGAGCAGGCCCGCAGGGCCUCUAGGUACCUGCCCAGUCUCAAGUCGCCCGACAAUCCUGACGCCGUCCGGGCCUUCCUCGCCGGAAUCGGCAUCUCCAAAGCCGAGGUCGCCGCCGCAAUCUCCAGGGACCCGCGGUUCCUCUGCUACAAGGUGGACAUAACCCUAACCCCCCGCAUCGCCCAGCUCCGCGACGUCGGCCUUUCCCCACCCCAGAUCUCCCGCCUCAUUUCCAUCGCCCCCACCAUCUUAGUCUUGCCCGGCUUGAUCCCCCGGCUCGCAUUCUACCUCUCUUUCUUGGGCUCCUACGACAAUUUGCACACCGCCCUCAGGAGGAGCAUGUACCUGCUCACUCAAAAUCUCGAGCGUGUUGUCAAACCCAAUUUGGCAUUCCUGCGACAGUCUGGCCUAACUGAUUCUGAUAUUGCCAAGAUCCUUUUGGCCACCCCGAGCAUGCUCGCAUUGGAGCUGGGGCGUGUCAAGGAAAUUUUGGAGUGUGCCGACUUGUUUGGUGUGCCACGCGAUUCUGCGAUGUUCAAGCACGCCCUCACGUCCAUCCACAAUAUUAGCCCUGGGAAGAUAAAUGCUAGGUCAGAUUUCUUGAAGAAGACUCUUGGAUGCUCUCAGGCUGAGUUGGGCGCUGCUGUGCGGAAGUUGCCAAACGUUCUGAAUUUUUCAGAGGGCAGGCUGACUCGUGUGGUAGAUUUCCUGAAGACAGAGGUUGGUCUGGAUUCCAAGUACAUAGUGCGUAGGCCAGCAAUCCUCGGCUAUAGCUUGCCAAGGCGUCUUAUGCCCCGGCAUCAUGUGCUAAAAGCUCUUAAGGCGAAGGGCUUGGUUGAGAAAGAUGUUGACUUUUACACAGCCGUUGCUCUGACUGAGAAAAAGUUUAUCAAGAGGUUUAUUGAUCCUUGCAAGAACAGCGCUCCAGGGCUUGCAGAUGCUUAUGCUGCUGCUUGUGCAGGCCAGGUUCCUCCUGUAAUCCAACCAUGA